This is a messenger RNA of Tribolium castaneum (red flour beetle), 517 nucleotides long. RefSeq lists its product as uncharacterized. The transcript has 2 exons. The record is from RefSeq and is a predicted model, not a curated record. Lineage: Eukaryota; Metazoa; Arthropoda; Insecta; Coleoptera; Tenebrionidae. Bases 122 to 466 code for a protein of 114 amino acids.
GAAUUUGUAUUCAAUAAAACAGGUUUUUUUGCACAUAUUUAUUGGUGGAGGACGCAUUUUUACUAUAUAAACCCGCAUUCAAUUUUUGGUACAGUAUACAAAACAACCCCAAACAACAAUCAUGAACACUUUGAUCGUCUUAGUUGCUCUCGCCGUUGUUGGUGCUAACGCUGGAGGUCUCAUCGGGGCCCCUUUAGCCACUAGUGUAAUCUCCGCUCGCACCAUCGCAGCCCCAACUUCUUUGAUCGGUGCUCCUUUAAGUGCAAGUUUAAUUGGAACACGCUCUUUAAUCGGAGCCCCCUUAAAUGCCGGUCUGAUCGGUGCUCCACUCGCCACACCCUUAGGUGCCAGUCUAAUCGGCGCCCCACUCGCAGCCCCCUUGGGUGCUGGUCUGAUCGGCGCUCGGGCUGUUAUUGGUGCCCCCGCGAUUUCCACCCUGUCAGCUGCUCCUCUAGCCGCAUGGUAAACACAAUUUACCCGAAUAAUUGUGUCCAAUAAUAAAAUUAUUAUUUAUUGA